Molecule: messenger RNA, 1745 nt
Organism: Cynoglossus semilaevis (tongue sole)
Lineage: Eukaryota; Metazoa; Chordata; Actinopteri; Pleuronectiformes; Cynoglossidae
Product: ectonucleotide pyrophosphatase/phosphodiesterase family member 7-like
Exons: 6
Coding region: 201-1634 (477 amino acids)
Source: RefSeq, a predicted model, not a curated record
UGAAGUCCCAGCUGCAAUGGGAUCAUAAAACCUGAAGUGCUGAGAUAAAGUCUGUUCAAUUUAACAGAUAAGAUAAAUCGGUAAAACUUUGCUCAGAACAUGUUGGCUCCAUAGAUCACGUUUGAAAGCAAAAAAAGGAGUGGCUUCACAUUGUUAAGAUUUUCACACUGACCGACAGUCACAGUCAGUUUAGACCAGCCAUGGCAUGGACCAUAAGUCUUCUGUGCAUUACGUGGGCUUUGUCUGUCCAAAGUGCUCCCAUAGACGAGCGUCGCCACAGAGUCCUGCUCGUCUCCUUUGACGGUUUCCGCUGGGAUUAUGACCGUGAUGUGGACACACCGAAUCUGGACAAAAUGGCAGCGGAUGGAGUCAAAGCCCAAUACGUCACUCCACCAUACCUCACCAUCACAAGUCCAACACACUUUACUCUCUUAACAGGCCGCUACAUUGAGAACCAUGGUGUGAUCCACAACAUGUGGUUCAACACUACUACACAGGAGAAGAAGCCGUACUAUCAAACUCAGUUUGUGAACCAGUGGUGGGACAAUGGCAGUCUACCAAUCUGGAUUACAGCCCAGAGACAGGGCCUAAAAGCAGGAUCCAUUCACUUUCCUGGCACAGCAGCAAGUUAUAAUGGUGAAGUUGCCUCGAUCCAGGAAGUGGAGCCAUUGCUUUACAAUUACAAAAAUGAGACAGCAUGGCGAGAAAACACAGACAAGGUGAUGAGCUGGUUCCGGGACCAGGAUCUUGACUUUGUGUCCAUGUACUUUGGCGAACCAGACGGUACAGGCCAUAGAUAUGGACCUGACUCUCCACAGAUAAAGGAAAUGGUCAAGCAAGUGGACAGAACUGUGGGAUACAUCCGACACAUGGCCGAACAACGUGGCCUAACUGACAGUCUUAACAUUAUUAUCACAUCAGACCACGGCAUGUCAAAUGUGUACCGCAAUGGUCUAGUGGAGGAGAUCACCCUGUCUAAGAUUCCGGGAUUCUCCUUCCGGGAUCUCUCAUUUCACAUAGUGGAUUUUGGACCCUCCGGAAUGCUUCUGCCAAAGCCAGGCAAGCUCGAAAAGGUCUACACAGCUUUGAAGAAUGCACAUCCACAUCUCCAUGUGUACAAGAAGGAGGAGAUGCCAGAACACCUUCACUUCGCCAAAAAUGACCGCAUUCUGCCCAUCAUUUUAUGGUCCGACCCAGGUUAUGUGAUCAAUGGGUAUUUUCCCGUCCAAUUCCAUAACGGUGAGCAUGGCUUCGACAACCAAGAGAUGGACAUGAAGCCUUUCUUCAGGGCAGUAGGUCCGUCCUUUCACAAAAACCUGGAGGUUGGACCAUUUGAGACAGUAAACAUCUACUCUCUGAUGUGUCACAUCCUUGGCAUAAAGCCAGAGGUCAAUGACGGCCACCUGGACAACGUCAAACACAUGUUGGUCACCAGCACGACUGAGCGAGGAAUCCAGGUGAAUGUGCUCCAAAACACCUUCACUGGAGUCGCUGCAGUGGCAGGAUUUUUGGUUGUGGUGUUUGUGUUGAUGACUUCACAUGCUGUAAUCAAGAACAAACGCAAAAAAGAUAAAACAUCAGAAAAUUCCAAACAAAUUCCAGAAACAGAAUUUACAAAACAAACUUCAUUUUGAUCACAGAGAAAAGACACCAAAAUGAAACAUAAACAACUGCUUGGUGAGGCACCCGUUUGCAAAUAAAAUGCAAAUUUAAAUUAAGAAAAUAAAAUUGAAAUAAAAAAUGGA